AUGUCGAUGUCAGUAAAAGGCAAAACCACACCAUCUGAGGUUGCAACGGCGCCCUCAACUUCAUCAUCAAGGUCGGUAAAUUCCGUAAAAUCUGCCCCACUUUCAAUGGAGCAAGUAAGCCAGAAGGCAAAAAAGAACAGGCCGACCAAAUCGUUGAGGGAGAGGGUGCUGGUGCGGUCAGCAUCUCGCCGGUCCUCAUUGAGUGAGGAUACACAGGAAAAAGACCUCUCAUCCCAGCUUGAGAAUGCACCAACAGAGACAGUUACUGAAAGGGUCUCGGCGUGGGUCAGCGAGGAUAAGCCACCCCAGCAAGUAGAAUCUGACGAGGAGUCUUCGGACUGUUCUUCGGUAUCGGAGGCCUUGCAGGGGAGGAAGAGCCUAAUUCACUUCACCUCAAGAAGAACCGGGGUGGAGAUGGACCUGGCUUCGAAGCAGGCUAACGACAUGCUGCUCAAAGGCAAAGAUGCACUGGAAGCGGCUGGCAACAUGAAAAGGGAAUGCAAGCAAACAGCUCUUGAGUGCUUGCAGUGCCUUUACGAAACAGUCCUGUCGCUGUCCGAUUCCAGAGCUAGACAUAAGUACAAUUUAGAAAAAGAGAGGCAGCGACACGCUCAAGAGUUAGUGAGAGUAGAGCGUGCCCACAACAAAUUAAUAACAGGGACACUCUCAAACAUUACCAACCAAAUAUCACAACUACACACACAAACCGUAAAAAACAGUGAGGAGACAAAUGCCAUACGUAGCUGGCUAGGCCACGAGACCGCGGAGCCAUACCGCCAAAUAAAACACAUCUCCCAGAGAAUGGUUCACCUAGAGAAUGCGAUAGGAAAAGUGGCGUUGCAAAAAUGGGAAAAUCCUAACGAAAAGAAGGCGAAGGGUGAUCACGAGCUGACAGAUAAUAACCAGGCUAGGAUCACGACUCAGCUGGACCAGUUGUCAAAGCAGCUGGACGAGCUCAGAAGAGGCCUAGACAGGAUAGCAAACGACACCGGCCGCAUUCUCAAGGAUGAAACUAAAACACGGAACAGCGAGGUGCUGGAGAUCCACAGAGCAGAGACUGGAAAGGGUCUGACUGAAGUUAAAGAAGCCAUAGAGAAAGCCGAGAGCAAAAUUUGCCAAACCAUUGCAAAGGCUCCAGUGGCUUCAGCGACGUCACCAGCGGUACAGGGAGAAAACCUAGAAAGGCACCUACAGCCAAUAACGGAAAGGCUGGAGGCGGUAUCAUCGGAGCUCCGAACAAUGAGGGAAACAAGGAGCAAAACCCCUCCCCCAAUGACCAGCCUAGGGGCAGAACUAGCCUUAGCGGAGCUAGCAAAGGCGACGGCCCCGGCACAGCCAACGUAUGCGCAGAUGGCCCGCAAACCAAGGAUCCCCCAGCCUAACCACACCCUAAUUGUAUCAUCCACAGACCCGCAGAAGUCGGGAGAAAAUGUCAUCGACACAAUUAGGGAAGCACUGGAUUGCAGGAACUCCGGUGCUAGGGUUGACAGGAUCCGCAAAGGCCGAAACCAAAAAGUCAUCCUGAGCUGCAACAGCAAAGAUGACUUAAAAUUGGUCAAAAACAAAAUACAACACGGGCAGUCCCUGAAGGUGGAAGAAGCCAAAACAAAUAACCCUCUUGCAAGGGUAAGAGACGUACUGGCCUACCAUACAGACGCGGAGAUAGUUGAGACCAUAAAAAAACAAAAUGACCACCUCUUAGUAGGGCUGAGUGCAAAAGACAUUGCAAUCCGUGUUCGAUACAGAAAGAAGGCAAGGAAUGCACUUGAAUGUCACCCAGUCCUGGAACUAUCUCCUGAAGUCCACAAAAGGUUUCUGGAAGCGGGCAAAAUAUACGUGGGUCUACAGAGAAGACCAAUAGUGGACCAGUCCCCGCUGCAAGGUCCAGAAUUACAUAUUGCUAAAGGCGCUUCGAGCAUUAAAAUAAUCCAGGCCAACCUUCAGAGGUCCAAACUGGCAACAUCGGAACUGCUAGAAACGGCGCACAAGAGAGGGGUGCUGAUAGCACUAAUCCAGGAACCCUAUGUGGGGAAAACAGGGCUGUUAAAGCAACACCCUGGCACACAAGUAAUCCAGUGCACUCUUAAUCGCCAAAAACCAGUAAAAGCGGCCAUUAUAGUCUUCGGUGAUAAGCUGGAGGUCAUUCAUGACCCACAGAUCGUGACCGAAACUGAAGCGGCUGUUUUGCUGAAAGCAGGUCCUAUGAGGCUGGGGUUGAUCUCUGUCUAUUAUGAGGGGGAUCAGGAAAUUGAACCGUACAUGGCGCGAACACAAUCGGUGUGCCAACGGCUUAAAACUGGGAACCUCAUAAUAGGUGGCGACGUUAACGCCAAGAGCCACUGGUGGGGAUGGAGCUCCGAGGACGAGAGAGGAGCGGACUAUGUGGCUUUUCUAAACGACAUGGACUUCCAUAUAAUAAAUACUGGAGAUACCCCAACUUUUGAAGUCUACAGGCGAGGAAAGCUGUGCUCUAGCAUAGUCGACGUCACAGCCUGCAGCCUACCCCUGCUUGGAAAAAUAGAGAACUGGAGAGUGGAUCGAAGCAUAACAUCCGCGGACCAUAACGGCGUCACCUUCACUCUGCGUUUGGAAUCGGAAUUGAAACCGCUCAAACCGAUAACCACCCGCAGAUACAACACCAGGAAGGCGGCGUGGUCCGAAUUUGCAACACACUUCAGGAAUUCUAUACUGGAAAAGAACAUUACCCCCCAAGCAGUGGAAGACUCUAAAUCUCCGGAAGAAUUGGAAGCUAUAGUCUCAGCCUACGUCACUGCCAUCCAAGAAGCUUGUGACCAUGCUAUUCCUGUCAUGGGCUCAUGGAAAGGUAGUCCUACACCACCAUGGUGGUCUGGAAAGCUAAAUCAGCUAAAAGCCCAAACUCUAAGAGCAAAACGGAAGAUAAGAAAUGCAGCACCAAGUAGACGAGACAGGGUAAUAGAAGAAUACAUAAAAAUAAAAGAAAAAUACGCAGAAGAGGCAAACAAAGCUCAGACUGAGAGCUGGAAAGAGUUUUGCACGACACAGAAAAAAGAGAGCAUGUGGGACGGGGUGUAUCGGGUGAUAAGGAAAACGACAAGAAGACCAGAGGACAUGUUGCUGAGAAACGCCGAAGGCAACACCCUCAGUCCAGAAGAGUCGGCUGAACUUCUUGCCAAGACCUUUUACCCCGAUGACAAGGAGACUACAGACAAACCGUACCACAGACAGCUCAGGGAGUGGAUGGCGAAUAAUCACAAAACUUUACUGCGAAGUCUGCCCGAGGACGAUCCAUCAUUCACACUGGCCGAAUUGGAAUCUGUGCUUAAGGCAAUGAAUCCAAAGAAGGCUCCAGGACCGGACGGAUUAACAGCGGAUAUAUGCACGAGGGCCAUUGCCUGCAACAGGGAACUAUUCAUGUCAAUAGCAAACAAGUGUCUAUCACUGCAAUACUUCCCUGGGCAAUGGAAAGUGGCCCACGUUAUCAUACUCCGAAAACCAGGAAAGGAGGAUUAUACCCAUCCCAAAUCCUACAGACCAAUCGGCCUACUAUCAAUUCUAGGCAAAAUUGUCGAGAAGUUGAUGAUAGGCCGACUGCAGUGGCAUACUCUACCAGCCAUCAACAGAGCACAGUACGGCUUCAUGCCGCAGCGUGGAACCGAGGACUCCCUCUAUGACCUAGUGAACCACAUCAAGUCAGAAGUCGGUAACAAGAAGAUUGUUCUGCUGAUAUCACUUGACAUAGAGGGAGCUUUCGACAAUGCGUGGUGGCCGGCGCUCAAAAACAAACUAAUAGAGAUGAAAUGCCCAAGGAACCUAUACGCCAUGGUUUGUUCUUAUCUCACUGACCGGAAGAUCAGGGUCAACUACGCCAGAGCAGCUGCUGAGAGAAAAACGACGAAAGGAUGCGUCCAAGGAUCCAUCGGCGGGCCAACCUUUUGGAAUUUAAUCCUAGACUCUCUGCUCAACAAGUUAACUGGCGAAGGAGUGUACAGCCAAGCGUUCGCCGACGAUGUGGUCCUAGUUUUCUCAGGACAUGAAAUGGCUGUAAUAGAAGAGACAGCUAACAACACUCUAGCAGGAGUAGUGAGGUGGGGAAAGCGUAACAAGUUACACUUCGCCGCACAUAAAACCAAUGCGAUGAUCAUUACAAGGAAACUUAAGUACGAUCUCCCAAUUCUCCACAUGUCCCAAAACAGGCUACAACUCGUCAAAGAAAUCAAGCUUCUAGGACUCAUCAUAGACCACAAGUUAACCUUCGAACCGCAUGUCAAAGCUAUCAGGAAGAAAACGGCAGAAAUAUAUAAACAACUUGCAUGCGCUGCGAGAGUGACUUGGGGCCUAAACAGUGAAAUAACAAGGACUAUUUACGUAGCGGUGAUCGAGCCUAUAGUGUUGUACGCUGCAAGCGUAUGGUACCCGGCAACGGAGCUACAAAUGAUACGCGAUCUACUGAAUGGACUCCAAAGGGGAUACGCACAAAAGAUUUGCAGAGCGUACCGUACGGUCUCACUAACAUCUGCGUUGGUUCUGUCGGGGCUACUUCCACUCGACAUCAGAGUUCAAGAGGCAGCACAACUCUAUUUGGCGAAAAAAGGCAAGUCAAAAGACUUUUUACCGCCAGGCAGGGAAAUGGAACAAUGGGUCCAUUACCUCGACCAGCCCCACCCAUCAACGCUCACCGAAACAAACUACGAGAUCCUUGAAACCCUGGACGAAGAAACAAUCAACUCUCAUCAUGUAACAGGCCCUAUCAUCUACACGGACGGAAGCAAGAUAGACGGCAAAGUAGGCGCUGCCCUAACAUGGUGGGAGAAUGGAGCAGAAACUAAGUUUCAGCAAUUCAAAUUGGAUCCAGCCUGCACCGUUUUCCAAGCAGAACUAUACGCGCUGCAUAAAGCAGUUCUACUUGCAAAACGGAGCGAUGCCCCUCAAGUAAACAUCAUGAGUGACUCGAGAUCAUCCCUCGAGCUGCUCGAAAAUCCAAAAACCAAACACCAAAUAGCCCGUAUAAUCAAAGAUAACAUUAUCAAAAUUGUAAAGGCCAAUAGAAAACUCCGACUAUUCUGGAUCAGAGCUCAUAUCGGCACCCCCGGAAACGAAAGAGCGGACGAACUGGCAAAGAUUGCUGCAGCAAACACCAAUACCUCCCCCCACUAUACGAAAAUUCCCCUAUCCUAUGUAAAAAGGAAGAUACGGGAGGAAUCUGUACGUAAGUGGCAGGAUAGGUAUCUCACCUCCGAAACAGGGCAGAUCACCAAAAUUUUCUUCCCUGACGUAGGCAUGGCUUACGCCUUGGUAAGGAAGAUUGGGGUGAACUAUCUGCUCUGCCAAGCAUUUACAGGUCACGGAGGAUUUGCACAAUACCUGUGCCGGUUCAAACUCAAAGACAGCCCAGGAUGCGAAUGCGACAAUGAUAUCGAAGAAACGAUUGAGCAUGUCAUACUGGACUGUCCACGUUUCGGGGCGGCACGGAUGAGAGCCGAGACCCGAAUGGACACUGUUUUCACACUACACAACCUACACACUCUACUGGCAGACCCCAGGAAGCGAGAUCACCUCAUAAGUUACCUCGAGGAAGUCACCCGAAUCACUACCAGAAGGAACAGAACUCUGACAGCAACACAACUCGGAGAUCAGGAUUCAAACAAAACAGCACAAGACUCAAACAAUACUCCCCGAGUUGAGGUUCGCAAAUUGCCGAUCACUCAACUACUCAACCUAGGGAGUAAAGGCGAACCCGGUAUUAGAAUUCGAGGAGUAGCUCUCUAUAUGGACGACAAUGCUGAAAGUCUGGGGAUAAGCUUCUGCAACGCAGAUGCGAGUGGCAGAGUGGUAAUAUCUCCAGGUUUAGCAGCUCUACUCAACGGUAGUACUUCUAAGAACACCAUGAAGCGUAGCAGGUACAGAGAAAUGCCUGAGACGUCUGUGGCCGGUGUGCCCUGCAAGGUAGUGCGAGCGAAGAACAAAGUGAUCGUACUAUUCAGAUGGGAUUACCCAGAUACCCCAUUUGCUCGGGCAGGCAUGAUGCUCAAAGAAGUCAGUCAAGUAGAAACAGCAACUCCAAAAUGCAUCAGUGUGGAUGCUAUGGUAGUAGGCUACACAAAGGGCACGAUAGAAGACUACGUAGGGUGUCUAGAUGCUUCCAAAAGACACGAGGUAGUCAUCUAUGAAAAUCGGGGUGAAGACCUCAGCUUUCUUAAAACAAGAAAGCCUAAACCAAUGGAGGCCCCGCCAGCCCAAUUCGUAGCUCCAGAGGCACCUAGCGGAUCGGAGAAGCUGCAACAAAAGAGAGCUCAUAAAGAAGACAAUACCAAGACUCCCUCGACCGGAUCACUGAAGAGUUCGCUCAAGCUAGCGGUAAAUAAGCUGGCACGGGCCACCCAGAGAAUCUCCGGGGACAUAACAACAAUCAGAGUCGAAAAAGCCAUACAAACCUUCACAACAAAUAAACAACAACAAACCACAAAGCCCGCCAUAACAGAAACACCUCGCUCCUCUCGUACAAGAGCAGACAAGGGAGAGAUAGUCCCCCCUGCACUCAGGAACCCCCGCGGUCCCCUGGAUCAUAUCAUAAAUGCCUUCGUAGAGUUCCUGGCCAUCACCAAGGCGGACCAGACAGUUGCCCAAAACACUUGCCAACAAAUCCUGCAAGCUUGGGAGAUGGAUAACACUGGCCUGCUAAAGGUGCGACUAGAGGCAGCCGAGGCAUCGUUGUAUGAUAAUAACACCCAGAAGAACAUCUUGGGAAUAGAAUCCGGGGACCAUAUGAAGGCCUAUAGUGCUACAUACGGGUUAGUUGACCGUAUUGAGGAAGAGUCCCGAAUGUCAGGAUCACCACCACCACAGAAGUUUAAAGUACCGCAGGACGAUCCCGUAGUGGUAAUAGCCAGAUGCACCAGGAUCAUGCUCAACGAGAAGAUCCAGGAAAGGGCUAAAACCAUCGCUGGGAAUAACGAUGAGUUACUGGAACUCUGGGACGUACCCAUAUUCACUUGGGUAAAUGGAGUUCCAGGCUGCGGAAAAACGACAUGGAUCGUAAACAACUUUGAUCCAGUGAGUGAUGUGGUCACAACAACGACCACGGAAGCCGCAAAGGACCUAAGGGAGAGGCUCACGCCCAAAGUAGGAAAGGACGCCAAGAUAAAAGUAAGGACGAUGGCAUCGAUUCUGGCCAAUGGCCUGUCUGAGCCCACAAGAUCUAAGUGCAAGCGGCUCAUAGUUGACGAGGCUCUAAUGAACCACUUCGGUGCCAUCAUCAUGGCGACCAAACUGGUGGGAGCAGAUGAGACCCUCCUUAUAGGGGACAAAAAUCAGCUGCCGUACAUUGACAGGAACAAUCUUUUCCAAAUCCGCUACAACCGUCCAAAUACAGUAGCGCGGGUAAACAAGGAGUUGUUGUGUACACACAGAAACCCCAUGGAUGUAGCAUAUGCCUUAAGCGAAGUGUAUGAAGGCAUAUACUCGUCCAAAUCUCGAGCGAAAUCCCUGGAGCUGAGGAAUUACACAGGCUCGCGAAUCCCAAAGGAUACAGACAACACCUUGUAUCUGACUCACACCCAAGGCGAAAAGGAAACCCUGAAAGCGGAAGGGUAUGGGUCCGGUAAGGAUUCGCGAGUGAAUACAAUCCACGAGGCACAGGGAGCGACGUUCGAGGAAGUGAUAAUUGUCAGAACAACUUCUAAAAAGAUUGAGCUUCACGACAGCGUGUCCCACGCCGUGGUAGCAGUGUCGCGUCACACGAGCAGCUGUACUUAUUACUCGGAUGACAAGAGUGACGCCAUAGCCUACUUCAUCUCCAAGGCAAUGUCUGCAACCACCGCCGAGAUCAGGGAACAUAAUAUAAAAAUGGCAAUAAAAAACGGUGAUGAGACGGUCUUAUCCGCAAACCUCACUCAAAAACACAUGUGAUUGGUGUAAAUAAAAGCUUGUAUAUAAAUGUAAGAAAAGUAUGUAAUUAAAACAAAAAAAAAAAAAAAUAAAAAAAUAAAAA
Bicyclus anynana (squinting bush brown) is the source of this 7969-nucleotide messenger RNA. RefSeq lists its product as uncharacterized. The coding region runs from base 1 to 7887 and encodes 2628 amino acids. Gene Ontology annotation, molecular function: nucleic acid binding; RNA-DNA hybrid ribonuclease activity; ATP binding. The record is from RefSeq and is a predicted model, not a curated record. The transcript is spliced from 2 exons. Lineage: Eukaryota; Metazoa; Arthropoda; Insecta; Lepidoptera; Nymphalidae.